UUCAAAGCCGUGAGAGUGUCUAGAGUUAUACCUACACUUAGUGUAUUUAGAGCUCAAAUUGUGCAACUAGUAAACGUUGAACUAUCGCUUAGUAGGGUACGGAAGUCGAGAGAGGCUAAAACUUAAUUGAAAUGGUUUCCUUAAGUAAGCUCCUUAAUCAAGGUCUAAGAGAUGCAAAGUGUUACGAGGUUUUUCAUCCGGGAAAAACAUGUUCUGAGUUUCACUUUGGAAAAUCUCGAAGCCUUUUAAUCAAAUGUGUAAAGUUCUUUUUCCCAAUUGCUACCGUCCCCCUCAUACUUAAGGGAAAAAAUCUUCGAAAAAAACAUGUCCGUGAAGCAUUCGAAUAUUAUAUGGAACUUAUUUUGACGGGAUUUUUAAUUUCACAGCAAGUUCCCAUGGCGUGGUGUUUAGUAAGACGGCUGAGUGGGAAAUUUACAGAGUGUAAUAUUGUAUACCUUCCAAUGACACUUCCGACUUGGACAAUUUUCUUUAUAUCUCCAAGAGUUGCCCGACUUUUUGCUGCUUCCAUAUUUCAAGUAACAUUUGAAGCAGCAAUACGCAAUAGUAAAAACAAAAUAUGUAAGACAUUUUGUAAUUCAAAAACAAUACAAGCUUUAUUGUUUAUGACAUGCAGUGCAUUUGUGCUUCAUACAAUCCAAAACUAUAAUGUCAAAGCAUUUUGGGUUGUCAAAAGUAUUCCUCGCCCGAUUGAAAGUGAUAUUGAUGCAAAGUGUUCACAUAAUGGAGAAUGUUCAAAGUUUUGGCUAAAUGAUCUAGCAAAAAAUAUUUUAAUUGGUCUUUCAAUUGAUGUUUUUAAGACAUUUGUUGGAAGUAUUACAAAAACCAACAGUUUAUUCAAUGCUUUUGGAAACAAAUUGGUCCAUCUAAAUUUUCCAACUACUUUCUUUCUUUCAUCAUAUAGUUGCAUUUACAAGAUGACAUCGUGCUUAUUAAAUCAAAAGUCGGAUAUGAAUGGUGAAUUAAAGCAUAUAAUUGCAGCAUUUUUAGGAGGAAUUUCUUUUUUCACCUUACCCAAACUUACAAUACUCUGUUAUAUAAUUUCUAUUUCUAUCGAAAUAAGUUGGCACCUUUUCGAGCGAAAGAAAUUCAAAAACAAUCUAAAAUAUUUAGAACUAUUGAAGAGAAUUCCAUUUCAUCGGAUUUACACAUGCCUGUCCGUGGGAUACUUGGUUCAAAUGUAUGUUUUCCAUCCAGAAGCUUUAAGUCAAUUGGGACUCGCUAUGGUUUCUGCAUUUACUGGAGAUCAAGCUCCUGAAAUGAAAGCUGUUUUUCACAAUUAUAUUAAAACCAUUAAACACAACAAAUAAGUACAUAAGUAUAAAAUUUAUUAAGAGAACAAAUUGUUAUAAGGAAGCAAAUAAAUACUUUGUAAGAUAAAAUAUUAAAUCUACGAAAUAUGGUUUAUU
Eupeodes corollae is the source of this 1427-nucleotide messenger RNA. Its product is annotated as transmembrane protein 135. Lineage: Eukaryota; Metazoa; Arthropoda; Insecta; Diptera; Syrphidae. Bases 132 to 1328 code for a protein of 398 amino acids. The transcript is spliced from 6 exons. The record is from RefSeq and is a predicted model, not a curated record.